UAGGUACACUGUAUCGUUUGGCUGAACUGAAUAGUUACAUUUUACGUUAAACGGAAAAGGUUAGAGUGGAUUUCUCUAAAGAGACAUCGAUCAUGAUUAUAGCGCUUUGUCUUUUCAUUACAUCUCUAUUUUAAGCAAUUCCUAUAUCUUUUCACACCAUUGUUGAUGUGAUAUUUCAGGGAGUGACAUCGUCCUCACCUCAACAACGGUCGAGAAACUGGUGACCUGAGUGAACAAUGAACUGAGGGCAACCACCCCCCCACCCCACCCCUACCCCCUCCCCCACCCCCUCUCCACCAGCUCUAGCAACUCUAGCGACUGCGUGUGUUUUCUGAGGCUGCCCGUGCUCCAGAAAGAGCUAAUAGGCUAACCUCCCCCCUCACCUGAGAGGAGGCCCUUCUGACCUUUGACCCUGUUUGACUGACCCCAGCCAACAGUCACCACCACCACCAGGAAGCAUGGGGAGGAAGAAGAUUCAGAUCCAACGGAUCACCGAUGAGAGGAACAGACAGGUGACGUUCACCAAGAGGAAGUUUGGCCUCAUGAAGAAGGCGUACGAGCUGAGCGUGCUGUGCGACUGUGAGAUCGCCCUCAUCAUCUUCAACCACUCCAACAAGCUGUUCCAGUACGCCAGCACUGACAUGGACAAGGUCCUGCUCAAAUACACAGAGUACAACGAGCCCCACGAGAGCCGGACCAACGCUGACAUCAUCGAGACGUUGCGAAAGAAAGGCUUCAGCGGUUGCGAAAGUCCCGAGCCGGACGGAGAGGACUCCAUCGACCAGAGCCCCCUGAACGACGACAAAUACCGCAAGACCACCGAAGACCUAGACAUCCUCUUCAAGCGCUACGGUGUCAGUUCUUCGGUCCCGCCCCCCACAUUUUCUGUGCCCGUCACCGUCCAGGCCUCUAAUCAGAACGCAUUGCAGUUCAGUAACCCCGGGAACGCCAUGGUGACCACCUCCUACGUGACGUCGUCAUCGCUCUCUGACAACCACCACCUGUCACCCCAGCCACCGGCGCUACAGAGAAGCACAGGAUCUCCCGUGUUGCCACAGCGACCGGCCAGCGCAGGUGCUAUGCUCGGCGGUGACUUGGACAACUCAAAUGGCGGAUGCCCAAGUCCAGUCCCUAACGGAUACAUCAGUGCCAGGGCCUCCCCGGGGCUCCUCUCGGUGUCCAACGGCAACAGCCUGGGGAAAGUAGUUCCGGCCAAGUCCCCACCUCCGCCUCAGAGCCCACAGAUGGUCAACAGCCGCAAGCCAGACAUCCGGGUAAUCACCACUCAGGGUGGGAAGAGCCUGAUGCAGAUGACAGAUGAUGAGCUGGAGAUGGUGAGCGAGAAUGCCCAGCGUUUGGCCGGUGCACAAGUGACCCAGAUGCUCACCACACCGGUGGUCUCCGUGACAACGCCCAGCCUCCUGGCGCAGGGGAUGCCCUUCUCUGCCAUGCCGACAGCUUACAACACAGAAUACCAGCUGACGAGCGCUGACAUCACCGCUCUCCACGCCCUGGCGUCACCAGGCGGCCUGCUGCAAGGCAACGCGCCAUGGCAACAGUCUUUAUCCCAGCAGCAACAACAGCAACAACUUAGUCUGGCGUCGCUUAGCAACUUGGUCAUGUGGGGCAUGGACAAACAGAGUGGGGAAUUGUCUAGCCAGAUCUCCAGUCUGGCAGCCAAUCUGAGCGCCUCGCAGUCCAACCUCCUCUUGGGUAGAGAUGAGUGGUUGGGCCGGCCGGUGGGCCACAUACCUCAGGGCGCCAUGCUGACUGUCAACACCAACUCCAAUGUGAGCAUCAAGUCUGAACCCAUCUCGCCCGGCCGAGACCGUCGCUCACCGUGCCCCCCGCCGUCCUCCUCUGGAGGGGGCAUCCAGACGACCGUGCCCCCGCCACAGUACCCUGGUUCCCUACUGUGCCUGGAGCCACCAACCGGCCGUUCCCCCGCCCACAGCCUCAGCAGCAACGGCAGCUCCUAUGAGGGCAAUGACCGGGAUGACCCUGGGGCAGGCGGCGGCAGUGCAGCGGGCAACCGUGGCCGUUCCCUGCCUCCUGACUUCAGCCCUUCGGUGGAGCUCCUGCGGGGCCAGAAUGAGGUGGAGCAGGAGGGAGCCAACAGCAAACGCAUGAGACUCGAUGCGUGGGUCACAUAGAGGCCACGCCGCCAAUGUCAUCGACCCCCUGAAGCACCCCGAACACAGACCCCCUCCCCCAACACACACUGAACCCCCCCACUGACAUUUGCCACCCACCACCACACCUUCCCUGGCUCCUAUCCAACCACUUACCCAGCUGCCCAGGACUCAGCAGAGAGAACGGUAUGGGCUUGCGUUCCACCUGAAGGGAGGAUGGUGUAGUGUGUUGGAUUCUGUAUGGGGCGGCGCAAUGAAUAUGGGGGCUCAAAGAAUCUCCACGCAGUCUUGCUCAAACUGAGUUUUGCGCAAGUGUCAAUUCCCAUGAAAAAAACAAUCGGGAUUUGAGGAAAGUGGAUGGAUUUAAAAUGGAACAUUCUCAAACGUUUCUACUGCUCGUUGCUGUUUUAUGCCACUUGUAAAAGGGACUAGAUUCGUUGGACGACAGUCGACACGUCACGUAUUUAGUUUGAGCACGACUGUAUCGGUAACAGUAUGAUGGAUGGCUUUAUGCUGUGUUUGCUCAACAAGUGUUGGUUGUUUUCACCGUGGGACUUACUGCCAUAUUGAUUGUUCAGUUCUGUUAGAUAUAAUUAGCAGUUAGUCUGUUUUCCAGGAAGCCCCCACCCCCCUCCUCCCCCUUCAAAAUGCACUUUGGGAAUGACUCUGUUUUGACGAGCGCUGUUUGCGACGAUUGCUGGCUCGCUUCAUCGGUGGCACUGAGAGAAGAGACCCAGACGGGCAAAAACAGGAUGUCCGGUCGGUCAGGGAUACACAGGAAUGGAUCCUACCGCUGCCACCAAUUUCCAACGCCCAAGCCUCAGGUGGUGGCACUCUGCGGUCAACUGGCACUGUCAGCCAAGGCCAAAAUGAGCCCCUUGCCAGAGUGCCGAUAUCAACCUCUUCUCCUAAAAUGCCUCGGACGCGGGUAGAGGGACACUGAAGAAUAUUGUUCAGUUAUGACUGACAGCCUCUAUGAAACAACAGUAAACACUCAUAGCCUUUGUCUGCCCUCUCUCUGCUCAGAUGCAUUUGGAGUCAUCAUCACCUGUUUCCAUUCUGAUAUUGAAGGAAUUGUUGAAAUCUUUGUUGCUCCAGAAAUGAGGUUAGAUGCAGGGAUACGCAUCAGAGGACUUCUAAAGGCUCAUUCUACUAGUAGAAGACCCCAAUGCAAUGCACAUUUUAUGUUUUUUAUUUUGGACUUCUGGUUGCUCUCUUUAGGGAAGUAUUUGGUAUGUUGGCAUUUUAGACCUGCUGUUAAAGGUUAAAACUGUUUUAACUGUAGAUCGUUUUGGGGGAUGACGAGUUAAACUUUGUAUAAAAUCAGCCAUUAUACAAAAGCGUUAGAUGUUCCCUUAGCUUUCUGCAACUCUUUGCAAUGUUUCAAAAGAGCUGUUACAGCAGAAUUCAAAAACACAUAUUCUAUAUUUCUAUAGCUUCAGUUGGCUUUUCAAUACGGACGAUGUGUGUAAAUAUGAAUAUAUUUGCAUAGACUUUGCUAGGUAUCCCUAAAACAAACAAUGUGGUCAUUCUCUCAGUGGAUCUGUUUGCAUAUGAGUGUGAUUGUAAUUUCGAGCUACGAUGCAGGAGUCCUGCAGCAGUAGCCCGGGGAGUUUGUUUCAGUAUCCUAAUACAAUGCUAGUGUUGAUGGUGUGCACGUUUUCUCACUCGCUCUUUAGAGGCCUGCUUGGCUACAGUGUCAACAUGUCCUUUGGCCUCACGCUCUGAACCCAAUCCCCUAUUAUCAAAGUCAAAUGAUAGACCACUAUAACACAAGUUAUAGAAAUGAAAUGGAUUCUACUAUUGAAAGGAGCACAACGUGACAUUUGCAUUGAAUCAUGGCAUUCAGUCUUAAAACGAUCUAACUUUGAACUACAGUAUACACUAAGCGACUUUAAAUAAAGUAAUUUGCUGAUUUUGAAACAACUUUUUCUCCAAUAUGAAAUCAUGUUUUCAUAUGCUUCACACUCUGCCGUGAGCUUGGUCAAAUGGACUCGUCCUAUUUAACAAUGUAAGUAGGUGGUGUUGAUUUCUACAAAUGUAACUGCCGUCCAUUAUGCAACACGGAUUUAGUUUCAUUGCCUGCUCAGGUGAAUCCCAGGGUUCAGUGCGUAUGGCUGGCACCAGUGACUUAUCUAGUGGGGUGCAACAUUUCACGUAGAAAUGGAAUGUCAACGAAUUGGGCCUGUUGUUCUUCAAAGGGGCUUUCUUUUCUACACACUACAUUUUUUGUCUGAACUUGUCGUCACACCCACCUCGGUCUGAGGGAGAGGUCCCUCUUUGGUUUAUGAGACAUUUCACACCACACUUUGAUUGGUUUUAACACCCUGUCUAUUGCAGGUCACUCAUGUAUAAAAUGUUCUAGCAAUGUAGUCUCGACAAUCUAUGUUAAAUGAAAAACCUGCAUCCUUUUUUUCUUGUGUAAAAUGUUUUCUAGAUCUUAUUUUUCAAGUGUUAAUUUGUGCUGGUGACAGUUACUUAUUAUUGUUGUAUUGUGGAGCGUUUAUUUUUUUUGGUAUUUUGUGUAGGAUAUUCAACCUUUUUUUUUUUUUUUAUCGCCCUUAUAUACAUGAUAUGAAACUGGUUUCCUUUCUUGAAACAACUUGCUAAAAUUGCACGCUCAGUUAUUGUGAUAUAGCAAAUGCAAUGAAGGAGAAGACCAGUUAAAUGCUGCAAUAUUGAUUUUUAAGAUAUUAAAAUAUUUAUGUGGGGGAACCUGAUGAGCAAUUAAAACGAAUUACAAAAUGUAAAUGCA
Messenger RNA from Oncorhynchus gorbuscha (pink salmon), 4887 nucleotides. RefSeq names its product myocyte-specific enhancer factor 2D homolog. Gene Ontology annotation, biological process: positive regulation of transcription by RNA polymerase II; cell differentiation. The record is from RefSeq and is a predicted model, not a curated record. Lineage: Eukaryota; Metazoa; Chordata; Actinopteri; Salmoniformes; Salmonidae. The transcript is spliced from 13 exons. Gene Ontology annotation, molecular function: protein dimerization activity; RNA polymerase II cis-regulatory region sequence-specific DNA binding; DNA-binding transcription factor activity, RNA polymerase II-specific. The coding region runs from base 459 to 2153 and encodes 564 amino acids.